AUGCCAUUCUCCCACCACAGCCACUCGGGCCAAUUCUGCCCUGGCCAUGCCAAAGAUUCCCUCGAGGAAGUCAUUCAGACCGCCAUCAGCAAGAAGAUGCAAGUCUUUUGCCUGACUGAGCACAUGCCCCGCGAAGAGGUGGACUUUUACCCAGAAGAGAUCGAAGCCGGCCAAACAGAAGCCUGGCACUCCACCAACGAAGAAGCGUACUUCACCGAAGCCCUCCGCCUACGCAAAAAAUACUCCUCCCAAAUCUCCAUCAUAAUUGGCUUCGAAUGCGACUGGAUCCGGCCCUCCUCGCAAACCGUCAUCGCCCGCUCCCUCUCCCGCUUCCCCUUUGAAUUCUUCAUCGGCUCCGUGCACCACAUGCACACCAUCCCCAUCGACUACGACCACGAGAUGUACAUCCGGGCCCGCGAUAUCGCCGGCGGCACCGAUGAGCGUCUAUUCGAGGAUUACUUUGACGCGCAGCUGGAUAUGCUGAAGGCGUUGAAGCCGCCUGUCGUUGGGCAUUUUGAUUUGAUUCGGUUGAAGAGUGAUGAUCCUGAGCGGAGCUUUAAGACGUGGCCCGGGGUUUGGGAGAGGGUUGUGAGGAAUUUGGAGUUUGUGGUUGGGUAUGGCGGGUUGGUGGAGGUUAAUGGGGCUGCGCUUAGGAAGGGGAUGAGUGAGCCUUAUCCGAAGGGGGAGAUUUGUGAGGAACUUUUGGCCCUUGGUGGACGCCUUUGUCUGUCAGAUGAUAGUCAUGGCGUUGACCAGGUGAGUUUGAACUUCCACCGCGUGCUGGAGUUUUUGGAUCGAUUGGGCGUGGACAAGUUGCAUUAUUUGUCGUUGGUUGGAGAGGAAGGUGGGGACCUGUCGGCUGCACCGGAUGAGCGGUUCCCUCGCACGAGAGUCGCUGCCGUUUCUAUGGAGGAGGUUAAGCAGAUGGCUUUCUGGAAGGUGUGA
Molecule: messenger RNA, 945 nt
Organism: Penicillium subrubescens
Lineage: Eukaryota; Fungi; Ascomycota; Eurotiomycetes; Eurotiales; Aspergillaceae
Product: histidinol-phosphatase
Exons: 3
Coding region: 1-945 (314 amino acids)
Biological process (GO): L-histidine biosynthetic process
Cellular component (GO): cytoplasm
Molecular function (GO): histidinol-phosphatase activity
Source: RefSeq, a predicted model, not a curated record